Trifolium pratense (red clover) is the source of this 1220-nucleotide messenger RNA. RefSeq lists its product as uncharacterized. NCBI's taxonomy places the organism in Eukaryota, Viridiplantae, Streptophyta, Magnoliopsida, Fabales, Fabaceae. The transcript is spliced from 7 exons. Bases 287 to 1201 code for a protein of 304 amino acids. The record is from RefSeq and is a predicted model, not a curated record.
ACCUCAAGGAUCAACCCCAGUAGCUCCGCAUCAAGCUACACAUCCAGGACCAACACCGGUAGCUCUGCAUCAAGCUGCACCUCAAGGUCCAACACCUAGGCAAUAUGUUGGGCGCGAAUCUGCAGAAUGGUGGACGGUUGAAGCAAUAGACACACAAGGAGCUACGAAAAAGUUAAGACUUAAGUAUUGGCAAGUGAAUGACUUACCUACUGGGGAACGGGUAAUUGUUCACUUUGAUGAGCAAGGUGCUGCAUACGGUGAAGCACAAGGCUUGCUUGCGGGAUAUAUGGGAACAUUAGCAAUUAACUCCAAUUUCUUUCCAAUUAAUUUUGAAAGGUGGUCUGGAAAACAUACAGGCAUGCCACCUAAGUUUUUUGAUGAAUGCUUUGGAGACAUCUUGGAGCCUCGAUUUAAAUUUAUGACUACUGAAGCUCUUGCAAAGAGAUAUUGCAAGCUUAGCAUUUCAAAGAAGUGGGCUACACAUAGACAAAAUUUGUGGGUUACCUUCUAUGAUCCAUCAAAAUCCCGAGAUGAAAUCAUAAGUAAUGUUCCUAAAGGUAUAGACCCAAUUCAAUGGGCUCAUUUUGUUAACUACCGUUUGAAACCAGAAACGCAGGAGCGUUGUAGAAAAAAUAAAGAAAAUCGAAGCAAACAAGUGAUCCCUCAUACUGGUGGUUCUAAACCUCUUUCGAGAAAAAGACAUGAGAUGUUUUUGGAAACUGGAGAGAAGCCUAGCCGUGGAAAAUUGUAUAUUGAAACCCAUAAAAAAAAGGAUGGGUCAGUAGUAAAUGAUGCAGCAAAGAGUACAGUGGAACAAAUUGAAGUGGGUUUGACUCAAAGCAGUGUUGAUGAAUCUGUAAUUUCUCCUAAUGAUGUUGUCGGUAGAGUGCUUGGGCCUGAGCAUCCUGGAAGAAUGCGAUGUUUGGGUAUGGCAGCAACUCCUACAAAUACAUUUACAAGCAACGUAGUCCGACUAUCACAUUUAAGUAAUUCUUCGACUGUUCCGUCUACAUCAUCGUCUAAUUACUGGCAAGGAGAGUACACAAAGUUGGAAAGUGCAUUUAAAGCUUAUCUUAUGAUGAAAGAAGGAAGCAUUCCUCAGGAAGUGGCUAACAUUUUGGGUUCAUCAAAUCCUGACGUUGCAAGUGAGUCUGAUUCACCGUUUAAUGCAAGAGGAUCAAGUGGUGGAAGCAAUAUCUGAUGCAAGAUUAUAAUUAGGA